Molecule: messenger RNA, 1414 nt
Organism: Zea mays
Lineage: Eukaryota; Viridiplantae; Streptophyta; Magnoliopsida; Poales; Poaceae
Product: expansin-A15
Exons: 2
Coding region: 329-1102 (257 amino acids)
Biological process (GO): plant-type cell wall organization
Cellular component (GO): extracellular region
Source: RefSeq, a predicted model, not a curated record
CUGCGAGCGCUCAUGUGGCGGCGUCGUGCGUCCGUCGUCGAUCUCGAUCGCCUGUAUUCAACUGUUGUUCGUCAGCACGAUCGAACUCGAAACCCUUGUUAUUUAAGAACCGACCGACGAGCCGGCCGGGUGCGUGGAUGUGUGAGCCGCGCCAGUGACUUGUAGGAACCAGAUCCCAUCGAAGAGUACCACACCACCGUACCUUUUCUCUCGUACGUCCGCGUACAGUCGUCGUUUCCUUUCCUCCCUCCGUCAGCUUCGCGUGUGAUCCAUCUUCACUGCACUGGACGAUCCUACUGUUUGAGACGCAAAGGGUACGGUGGCAACGAUGAAGACGCCCAAACCUCUGGCCGUGUUCCUCGUGGUGUUCGUCGCGCUGGCUGCCGCGCCGGCCGUCGUCGACGCGGGCUGGUCCAGGGGCACGGCCACGUUCUACGGCGGCAGCGACGCCUCGGGCACAAUGGGAGGCGCGUGCGGGUACGGCAACCUGUACGCGACGGGGUACGGGCAGUACACGGCGGCGCUGAGCCAGGUGCUGUACAACGGCGGCGCGUCGUGCGGGCAGUGCUACCAGGUGUCGUGCGACGCGCAGACGGACGCGCGGUGGUGCCGGCCGGGCGGCGGCGCCGUCACCGUCACGGCCACCAACCUGUGCCCGCCAAACUACGCCUACUCCGGCGGCACCGGGGGCUGGUGCAACCCGCCGCGGCCGCACUUCGACAUGUCCCAGCCGGCGUGGCUCCAGAUCGGCGUCUACCAGGGCGGCAUCAUCCCGGUGCUGUACCAGCGCGUGCCGUGCGCCAAGCAGGGCGGCGUGCGCUUCACCAUCACCGGGUUCAACCACUACGAGCUGGUGCUCAUCUCCAACGUCGGCGGCAGCGGCUCCGUCGACAGCGCCUGGGUCCAGGGCUCCAGCACCAACCGGGUGCCCAUGAGCAGGAACUGGGGCGCCAACUGGCAGUCGCUCGCCGGGAUCGCCGGCCAGGCGCUCACCUUCGGCGUCACGUCCAGCGGCGGGCAGACCAUCGUCUUCCAGAACGUCGUGCCGCCCAACUGGGUGUUCGGCAUGUCGUUCACAAGCAACUUGCAGUUCUCCUACUGACCACAGGUGCCUUAGCUUGUGUAGGAGCGAGCCCAUCUCUUUGGAUAGCAAUAUAGCAUCAGUAGAUAGUUAAAUUAGCUUCCUGGCUGAGGCUGUAGCAUUAUGCAUGCAUGCAUGUCGUGCAAAUCUUUUCCUUCAGUUUGUAUCUGUAACUGUAACUUGAUUUUGCAUUAAUUGGCAGUAAUUAAGAUUUUGUAGUCUCCGUCUGUCGGGCCAGCUGCUUGCUAGCCCUGUACAACCGCUGAACACAAAAUGUAAGCUGUUUUAUAUUUGAUAGAAAAAAUUUAAGAGAGUGCGUGUGAUAUAAGUUCA